AUGAUCUCUGCACAGUUUCGAACUCCUGCGCGCCGCAUUUUUGCUCGAGCUGCUUCAGCAAGUAAAAAAAACGUUCGUCACAGCAAUGGAGCUUCACUAGCAACAGCGGCCCUUCGUGGAAUGACCAAAUUCCCUGCAACAGCAAUUCUUCCAAUCACUUCGGUACGAAACUAUGCUGGUGGACGUCCACACCCACCUGGCGGAACCCAUCGAAUGGACAUGGGUGGCGGAGAGGAGAAGUCGGCACUAGAGCAAUAUGGAGUUGACUUAACUGCGCGAGCAAAGGCUGGGAAACUCGACCCGGUCAUUGGGAGAGACGCUGAAAUACAUCGAACCAUUCAAGUGCUAUCGAGACGAACGAAAAAUAACCCAGUGCUCAUCGGUUCUGCAGGAACCGGCAAGACAGCUAUCCUAGAAGGUUUAGCACAACGGAUAGUCCGAGGAGAUGUGCCCGAGUCGGUCAAGAACAAGAGAGUUAUCUCACUCGAUCUGGGACAAUUGAUUGCUGGAGCAAAGUUCCGAGGGGACUUUGAGGAGAGGCUCAAGAAAGUUCUCGCUGAAGUUCAGGAAGCCGAUGGCGGUAUUAUCCUUUUUGUGGACGAACUUCACACAUUGCUCGGUCUCGGAAAAUCCGAAGGAAGUAUUGAUGCCAGCAACCUCUUAAAACCGGCUCUUUCACGAGGCGAACUUCAGUGCUGUGGUGCUACAACACUAAACGAAUAUCGGAUGAUUGAGAAGGAUGUUGCAUUAGCGAGACGUUUUCAGCCUAUUCAGGUUGAUGAACCUACCAUAAACGAUACCAUCAGUAUUCUACGUGGAAUAAAAUCAAAAUACGAAGUUCAUCAUGGAGUCCGCAUCACAGAUGGUGCACUCGUAGCGGCUGCAACGUAUAGCAAUCGCUAUAUCACGGACCGAUUCUUACCAGACAAGGCUAUUGAUCUUAUGGAUGAAGCCGCUAGUGCCCUCCGACUCCAACAAGAGAGUAAACCAGAAGACAUUAUGCGCCUAGAUCAGAGAAUCAUGACCCUUCAGAUCGAGCUUGAGAGUCUGAGGAAAGAGACCGAUGUAGCAUCCCAAGAACGCCGGGAGAAGCUGCAAGGAACUCUAAAAGAGUGCCAGGAAGAGGCUGCUAAGCUCACCGAGAAAUGGGAGAAAGAGAGAGCUGAGAUUGAUGGAGUAAAGAAGGUCAAGGAGGAGCUAGAAACAGCUCGGGUAGAACUCGAUCAAGCCCAGCGGGAGAACAAUUUUGGACGAGCCGGAGAGCUUCGCUUUUCAGUGAUCCCAAAUCUAGAAUCCAAACUUCCCAAGGACGGCGAAUCUUCCUCUACUGGUCUGAUCCAUGAAUCGGUCACAGCAGAUGACAUCGCAGCAGUCGUGAGUCGAGUCACCGGAAUACCAGUCGACAAGUUGACAUCAGGUCAUGCGGAAAAACUUAUCCGAAUGGAGGAUUCACUUAGAGAAUCCGUCCGUGGCCAAGACGAGGCUCUCAGCGCCGUCGCUAAUGCUGUACGAAUGCAACGCGCUGGUCUCAACGGAGAGAACAGACCUCUAGCAUCCUUCUUUUUCCUCGGCCCUACAGGAGUUGGUAAAACCGAGCUCUGCAAGAAGCUGGCCAACUUCCUCUUCUCUACUGAGUCGGCUGUUGUUAGAUUCGAUAUGAGCGAGUUUCAGGAGAAACAUACCAUCUCUCGUUUAAUUGGCAGUCCCGCUGGCUACGUAGGAUAUGACGACGCAGGCCAACUAACAGAAGCCGUCCGACGUAAACCAUACGCAGUCCUCCUCUUCGACGAAUUUGAAAAAGCCCACCGCGACAUCUCCGCCCUACUUCUCCAAGUCCUCGAUGAAGGGUUUUUAACUGACGCCCAAGGUCACAAAAUCGAUUUCCGCAAUACUCUCAUCGUAUUUACAUCCAACCUCGGCGCAAAUAUACUAGUAGGCAACGAUCUCAUUCACCCAUACACCGAAGAGCCAAACGGAGAUAUCUCGCCAAAGAUUCGGAAUGCGGUGAUGGAUGUAGUGAACAGCAACUAUGCCCCUGAAUUUCUCAACAGAAUCGACGAGUUCAUCAUCUUCAAACGCCUUUCUACUACCGCUCUCCGCGAUAUCGUCGAUAUCCGUCUGAAGGAACUACAGGCUCGUCUCGAUGACAGACGCGUUACUCUCAACGUCGACCUGGCCGUUCGCACCUGGCUUGCCGAGCGCGGCUACGACCCUAGAUUCGGAGCCCGACCUUUAAAUCGGUUGAUAAGCACCCAGAUCGGGAACGGAUUGGCAGAUAAGAUUAUUCGGGGGGAGCUGAAGAUGGGCGAUACCGCCACUGUAAGAAUCAAGGAGGAAAAUGAUGGCUUGGAGAUUGUUCCGGGUUCCAUCGUUGUAUGA
This is a messenger RNA of Drepanopeziza brunnea f. sp. 'multigermtubi' MB_m1, 2379 nucleotides long. RefSeq lists its product as uncharacterized. Gene Ontology annotation, biological process: protein refolding; cellular response to heat; protein unfolding. Gene Ontology annotation, cellular component: mitochondrial matrix; cytoplasm. The record is from RefSeq and is a predicted model, not a curated record. Gene Ontology annotation, molecular function: ATP hydrolysis activity; ATP binding. Lineage: Eukaryota; Fungi; Ascomycota; Leotiomycetes; Helotiales; Drepanopezizaceae.